ACUGCAAGUGGCAACGUGGAAGCGAAAGUAGUGUGUUUUUAUAGAAGACGAGAUAUUUCCAAUACGCUUAUAAUGCUUGCGGACAAGCAUGCUAAGGAAAUUGAGGAAGAAUCUGAAACAACAGUUGAGAUCGACUUGACUGAUAAGCAGAAACACCAGCUGAAGCAUCGGGAGCUCUUCCUGUCCCGGCAGUAUGAAUCUCUGCCUGCAACACAUAUCAGGGGAAAAUGCAGCGUUGCCCUUUUGAAUGAGACAGAGUCCGUGUUGUCAUAUCUUGACAAAGAGGACGCUUUUUUCUACUCAUUGGUCUAUGACCCCUCCGUGAAAACAUUAUUAGCUGACAAAGGUGAAAUCAGAGUGGGUCCUAGGUACCAAGCAGACAUUCCAGACAUGCUCCUAGAAGGAGAAUCAGAUGAGAGGGAACAGUCGAAAUUGGAGGUUAAAGUUUGGGAUCCAAAUAGCCCGCUUACGGACCGACAAAUUGACCAGUUUUUAGUUGUAGCACGUGCCGUGGGGACCUUUGCUCGAGCCCUUGAUUGCAGCAGUUCCGUGAGGCAGCCGAGCCUGCACAUGAGCGCAGCUGCUGCUUCCCGAGACAUCACCUUGUUUCAUGCAAUGGAUACAUUAUACAGACAUGGCUAUGACUUGAGCAGUGCAAUUAGUGUCUUAGUACCACUUGGAGGACCUGUUUUAUGCAGAGAUGAAAUGGAAGAAUGGUCAGCCUCUGAAGCGAGCUUAUUUGAAGAGGCAUUGGAAAAAUAUGGCAAAGACUUCAAUGAUAUACGUCAAGACUUUCUCCCUUGGAAAUCAUUGACUAGCAUCAUUGAAUAUUACUACAUGUGGAAAACUACUGACAGAUACGUGCAGCAGAAACGUCUAAAAGCUGCAGAAGCUGAGAGUAAACUGAAACAAGUAUAUAUCCCAACUUACAGCAAACCAAAUCCCAACCAAAUAUCCACCAGCAAUGGCAAGCCUGGCACUGUGAAUGGAGCUGUGGGGAGCACGUUCCAGCCCCAGAAUCCCCUCUUAGGUCGCGCCUGUGAGAGCUGCUACGCAACACAGUCUCACCAGUGGUAUUCUUGGGGCCCACCUAACAUGCAGUGUAGAUUGUGUGCAACUUGUUGGCUGUAUUGGAAAAAAUACGGAGGCCUAAAAAUGCCCACCCAGUCAGAAGAAGAGAAGUUGUCUCCCAGCCCAUCUGCAGAGGACGCCCGAGUUAGAAGUCACCUGUCCCGGCAGGCCAUGCAGGGAAUGCCAGUCCGAAACACGGGGAGCCCGAAGUCUGCAGUGAAGACCCGCCAAGCUUUCUUCCUGCACACGACGUAUUUCACAAAAUUUGCUCGUCAGGUCUGCAAAAAUACCCUCCGGUUGCGGCAGGCAGCAAGACGUCCGUUUGUUGCUAUUAAUUAUGCUGCCAUUAGGGCAGAAUAUGCAGACAGACAUGCCGAACUAUCCGGAAGUCCGCUGAAAGGCAAAAGCACUAGGAAGCCUUUGGCAUGUAUCAUUGGGUAUUUAGAGAUCCAUCCUGCGAAGAAACCUAAUGUAAUUCGAUCUACACCAAGCCUGCAGACCCCAACUACCAAGCGGAUGCUAACCACCCCGAAUCACACAUCUCUCAGCAUUCUGGGGAAAAGAAACUAUAGUCAUCACAAUGGCCUGGAUGAACUCACGUGCUGUGUGUCAGACUGAGCUCCCCCCGUUGCACCCCGCCGUCCAGACUCGAUGCCGUCCUGCUGAUGUUCACAGCUGUGCCUGGGAAGGAGGCAGCCCGUUGGCGGGGACCUCCCUGUGCCCUGCUGGGCAGGGAAGGACCUGUAGGCGUACACCUUGUGCAUCCGCGCCUCCAUGUGUGGACCUCGCUGCGCUUCCCCCUCCGAGACCUCGCUGUCGCUGUCCGGGAGCAGAGCUGCCUGAGCACCAAGGGGAGGGGAGCCACGCCACCCCUCGCUGCUUUUCAGGGUCCCACUCCCUGGAGUGGCGGUCUGCAUGCGUCAUGCUCUGCUUUGUGCUGUGUAAUUAUGUACAGGAGGGACACGGCACCCGUCUGAGUGGAUGCUUCCUAAGAAACGUGCCAGUGUUUACGCAGUCCUUGGUGUUCCCUGUCUCUGCUGUUACUGUCUCAGCUUCCCCCAUAGGCUGCUUUUUCCGCACAGGGGAAGUUUUACUCCAGCCCUGCCGCGUCCUGCCCUCCACCCUGCCCUCUGUAUGCAGCUGCCUGGCUCUGAAGGGAAGGGAGCUCAUGCACCCGUGGGCUGUGAGGGAAGGAUCGCCUGCAGCCUGCGGGCUCUUCUCAGCGUCUCCGUCACUAGAGAGAGGCGGUGUCCUGCUCCGCUCCGCGUGGUCCCCCAACAGCUCCAAGGAGAGCAGCUGUUCAGUGCGCCAGGCGUGCAUCUCACUGUGACAAAGCCAUUUGCUUAUGGCCCUGCUUCCUUACAGACAAGCCGGCUAAUGCGGAGCCAUCUCCAGGCGGGGCCUCCAGCAGGAUGCAGAUCACCCCAGUUUAUUUUAAGCAGAUAGACAAGACCGUUGGUGUCAGCAGGGCUAGUGAGAGAACCAGGAUUACGAGCGUGAGCGUGCGGAUGCCCGUGCUCCCUACCCCUCUGGCCCUGUAUUUCUGCGAGCAAAUGUGCCUAGGCCCAGAGCCCCCCGUUUGAUUGGUAUGGGCUCCUCCUGCCUGCCCUGGCACCAGCCCUUGGGGACAUUCCAGCUGGUCACAGAGCUGCGGGUGUCAGAGCAACUCAGUACCCGGUUAGUUCCUGAGCAGACUGAGCCCGGCCACUUCCCUCUCUUGGCGGGCACAGGCUGCCGGGCACAGGGUCUCAGCCCGUGAAAGACAACUGGCACCUGACCACCACCACCCUGCCUUCUCAGACAGCAGCCGGGUGGCCAGUGAGGCGCCCCGGACGGGCUGUUGCAGAGCAGAGUGGCCACAGUUGUAUUGCCCCUCCUCCCAGGAACAGUGAGAGAGCACGAAACGAUGCUCAUGUCCCCCAAGGCGGGCUCAGCCCAGCAGAGAGCGGGAUGUGUGUCUGAGGACUGGUGUCGGGUGCAGGCUGCCUGGUCCUUUCGCGGUUGUGCAGUCACCUUGGCUCAUCUGAGGAGCAGCUUUUCAUCUUAGCCUUCCGUGCAGUUGACGGGGCAGGGGUGUUCUCCCCACUGCUGUCUCUGGGAGCUGUCCUGGUCUUGGCUUGGGGCCCCCGAGGGUGGGACUGUGACAGGGGUGUGCUGUGAGAGACACGGGGAGGUGGCAGGUACUUCCCAGAGGGGUCCCUUCCACAAAGACCCCAGAAGAAGAGGCAGCUGGCCCCUGGGGUGUUUAUCCUCUGAAGAAAAAGGGGAGCCAGGGCCUGGUCUGUGCCCGCCUGGGCCCCUGCCCUGUGGUCACGGACAGACGGGGAGGUGACUGCCUGUUCACUGCCCUCUCCCGACUCCCACCACACGGUGUGUGCUGGCCCUAGGAACAGCUGGCCCCGUCCCCUGGAGCGCAUGCUGCUGUCUGCACCCCUCUCCCUGUGCGGGGAGACCUUUCACCCAGGCCCAGGCGAUCUGGGGUCAGGCCAGAGGAGGAGCGGCGACGUCACUCCCGCCCCAUUCACAGUUAGCUUCGGGAAACAUGCAGCUCGUUUGGAGCUACUCAUGCCAGCAAGGCCGUCCCUCGCCUUGUUAGUAGGAAGGAGCUCUUGGUUUUGCAGGUCCAGCCCCUGGAAGGUGACGUGGCAGAGAUCUCAUGUUCUUGUUUCGUCUCCGGAAAGCUCUCAGGAGGCCUUGCAGUGGAACUGUCCGGGAAAUAGCAGCAGCUGCCAAGGGGCCCCGUUCCUUGCCUUUGGCCAUCUGAGCACCUGGUGCUGGAGGACUUUCCCGUGAGUCAUGCCCUUUCUGGAGCUGUGACGAGGGGCCAGUGUGUCAGUGGAGGGGCUAUGAGGGAGGGAACCAGGGUCACCAUGGUACAGCGAGUGUGCGUGGACACGCGCAGUGCUCUGCACAGCCCGAGUCACAUGUGCCUUGGCUCGGGGCUUCCUGUGUGAGGACACGAGCUCUGCAACAUCUCCUGUGUCGUUCAGUCAUUGCCGCCACCCCUGACGUCCCGAAAGAGGAUGGCAGGCAGGAGACUACUGCUGGAACCUCUUGCGGUUCUACCUUUCCCACAGACUGGGGCCCAGCCAGGAAGCAGGAACCACAGUAUGUAUUUAAAUCGAGCAGUUUUAAGCCAGAGAUUUGUUUGUCACAGAACAAGGGCUGAAAUGGGAGCUGAGGCAACCUAGAGGUUGCCAGGGAGCUGCCAGCAUCCCUAGGCGACCUGGACAGAGGGAGGAGGUCAUGUUACCAGAGGCCAGAGCCGCAGGCCGCCAGGUGGGGCCUAGGGCCACGGAGGCCCCUCUGGUAGGACCUGGAGCCAUAAGGAGGCAGAGUCCCUGUCAGAAACACCCCCAGGCCGAGAGGGGGAGACAGCUGACCUCCCUCUUCCUCUUGGCUUUUUAGCUGAUGCACGGCCCCCGGGCCUGGGACAGCCGCUUUCAGGGUCUGCCCAGCGCGCAGCAGGGGGUGGAGGGGGCAUGCGAGCCCUGGCCUUGCCCUGCUCUGUGUCCUGUCUGAGUCUGGUGCUUUUUGCUCCUGUCCAGAGAUCCUGCUAAGGGAGACAGGAUCGGGCCCCUCGGGGUUUCCCAGAGAGGAAAGUGCUUUGGGAGGGAGGGGGAGCAUUUUUCCUUCGCGCGUCUUCCUGCUGUCCCUCAGGAACGCCAUGUCCUGCUUUUCUGUGUAGCCCUCUGUCCCUCUCUUGAGCAUCUCCUGUUUUCCUGGCCAGUGGUCACUGUCCCCGAGCACGCCUCAGUGCCCGGAGCGCUUCCCCAGGUUGGCGGGUUCCAGCGUGGUCUCCGUGUGGACUCUCUGUACAAAGAUGCUGUCUACUAAUCAGUUUGUAUCGUGUUUCCAAUAAAUUUCUGGAAAUUCU
Messenger RNA from Chinchilla lanigera (long-tailed chinchilla), 4948 nucleotides. It is a transcript of the gene Mta3, whose product is annotated as metastasis associated 1 family, member 3. The record is from RefSeq and is a predicted model, not a curated record. NCBI's taxonomy places the organism in Eukaryota, Metazoa, Chordata, Mammalia, Rodentia, Chinchillidae. Gene Ontology annotation, molecular function: chromatin binding; transcription corepressor activity; histone deacetylase binding. Gene Ontology annotation, cellular component: nucleoplasm; NuRD complex. Gene Ontology annotation, biological process: negative regulation of transcription by RNA polymerase II.